AUGCCUAGAAGAGCUGAGCUGCUAAACAGUCUUACCAGAGGCCGUGUUCGUGCCUCAUGGAACAAAUACAACUUGUUCAAUCUUUACAAAAAGAGCAGAAUCAGUUUCCAAAGUAAAAACUUUUAUCAACAAAAAUGGACAGCCAAACAAGAAACAAGAGCUUAUCAUGGUGAACAUUUAACUGAAUCAAGAUUCAAAACCAAUUUUUCACAAAAGCUAGAGUCCGUUGCCCAACUAGAUGCUUCAUUACGUGGUGAAACUAGUGCUCGUACACCUGUCCUAUUACAAACAUAUGCUGUUUUGGAGAAAAGAUUAGAUUUCGCUUUAUUCCGUGCCAUGUUCGCUUCUUCAGUCAGACAAGCUCGUCAAUUUAUUUUGCAUGGUAAUGUCUUUGUGAAUGAUAUCAAAAUAACACAACCAGGUUAUCAAUUGAAGCCAGGUGAUGUUUUCCAUUGUAGCCCAGAAAAAGUGUUGAGUGCUUUAGGUGCUUCAAAACCAAGUUUGAAAGAUUCUGUCAAAGUUACAAAAGUUCAAAUAAUAAAAUGGAAUGAAUACGUUACUAGAGCUAAAAAGAAUCCAAGAAAAGUUUGGGAAGAACAACAACAAAGAAAGAAGUCAGAGAGAUUGAGUGAAGAAGAUAAAGUAGCUAUCAGAGAAAGAGUCCAAAAGAUCAAUGGGGAAUUAGAUACACAAAUGAUCAGUAAACAAAAAGAUGAAACUAAAAACAAAAUCUUUUCAUCUGUUUUGAAACUUGGUCUUGGUUCUGAGCAACCAUCAAUUGACACAUUUUCAUCAGCUUUCCAACCAGAAACUGCUAAAUAUGCAUUAGACUUAUUCACAAAGGCCACUUCAUCUAAAGAAUUGAACUCAGAAAUUUUGAAUGGUAAAAAUGAACAAGAAUUGUCAACAAUAGUAAGCUCAGUUUUAGCUAAAGAAAAACAAGAAACAAGAAAUCCUACUGAAAAGAAAAUUAUUUCAGAAGUCAAACAACUAUUAUCAUCUCUUCAUAAUAACCAUUUAGAUGAUAUUAGAGUUUCAUUCAAUGCUAAAAAAAUUGAUGAAGAAGCCCAUGAACUUCCUUAUGACCCAAAAUGGGCCGAUAGUUUAACCUAUCACCCAAUUCCAGAUUUUGCUAAAGCAUUAGAAGAUGAAUCAAGUGCUAAAAUCAACCUUCCGUUCCAAAAGGGUUUAUUUGGACGUGCUGAUAAAAAGAAAACUUACUUCACCCCAUGGAAAGUUAGACCUUUCAUUGCACCAUUUGCAAUUUUACCAUCACAUAUUGAAAUUUCAUUUGAAACUUGUCAUGCUGUAUAUAUGAGAGAUCCAGUUGCUUAUCCAGGUUACUCUGAAGUUAUUUCACCAUUUUCUCUACCUGUUCAUGAACGUGCUUACAUGUGGUACGUUAAUAAAGCUAAACGUCAAAGAGAAUAA
This is a messenger RNA of Hansenula anomala, 1431 nucleotides long. It is a transcript of the gene NAM9, whose product is annotated as mitochondrial 37S ribosomal protein uS4m. Gene Ontology annotation, molecular function: structural constituent of ribosome; rRNA binding. The transcript has a single exon. Lineage: Eukaryota; Fungi; Ascomycota; Saccharomycetes; Phaffomycetales; Wickerhamomycetaceae. The record is from RefSeq and is a predicted model, not a curated record. Gene Ontology annotation, biological process: positive regulation of translational fidelity. Gene Ontology annotation, cellular component: mitochondrial small ribosomal subunit. The coding region runs from base 1 to 1431 and encodes 476 amino acids.